UCCGUAGUUGCGUCAACGCAAUUAAUACUUCACAGAUUUUUCCGGAAGUUUAUAGGCACGUCUUCGAGAACAGAGGAGAAGAAAACAUGGAGCUCUUUGUAGUUUCACCAAAUGUGAGGUUUACUAACCUUACUGUCGCCCCGGGCUCGACUGUCAGCGAUCUCAUCGAUCAUUUUGCCGUUAAAGAGGGUGCCUCCGUCGCGGAUUUCUAUGUGAAGAGUAAUGGCCGCGUGUCUCACAGGAAUGCCUCGCUUCAGUCUGGAGUUGUGUACCGUGUGGAGCCUCGGUUAUGUGGAGGCAAAGGAGGAUUUGGCUCUAUGUUGAGGGCCCUCGGUGCACAAAUCGAAAAGACCACUAACCGUGAGGCCUGUAGAGAUCUGAGUGGAAGGAGACUGAGAGACGUCAAUCAUGAGAAAGAAAUGGCAGAGUGGCUGAAAAAGCAGGCGGAUCGAGAGGCAGAGAAGGAGCAGCGUCGUCUGGAGCGGAUUCAGAGGAAAUUGGCCGAGCCUAAACAUUAUUUCACAGACACUGAUUAUGAAAAGCAGUGCCACGACCUCUCAGAGAGACUGGAGGACUCUGUGCUGAAAGGCAUGCAGGCUUCCUCUAGUGGUCUUGUCAAGGCGGACGAGGGGCCGAGUCGCAAGCGUCCGACACCAGCUGACAGUAAAAAGAAAGCAAAGAAGAAAUGUUUCUGGACUGGCCUCGGAGGACUGGAGGAGAUAGGCAGCUCUGGUGAAGGAAGUGAUGACAGCGACAGCGAGGCUUCUCUGUCCACCUCUGGGGCUUCACGCAGUUCAGAUGUUCCCAAACCGACUGUGCCGCCUUCUGCCACCAGGGGGAGUGACAGGACAGACCCUCAGGAGCAGCCCAGCAGCUCCAGCAGCUCCUCCUCCCAGAGUCCCGCACCGAGCUCCCCAACACAGGUGGAGAAAGAGGUGCAGAAGGAGUGUACAGCUGAAAGCAGUCAAAACCGCAGCAUCAAAGAGGAUAAAUCCUCCCAGAAUCCAGCACUGAGCUCCACAACACAGGAGGGGGAGGAGUUGCAGAAGAACGCCGAAAAGGAGUGUACAGCUGAAACCAGUCAAAACGGCAGCAUCGAAGAGUAUAAAUCCUCCCAGAGUCCCGCACCGAGCUCCCCAACACAGGUGGAGGAGGAGGUGCAGAAGGAGUGUACAGCUGAAACCAGUCAAAACAGCAGCAUCGAAGAGGAUAAAUCCUCCCAGAGUCCAGCACCGAGCUCCACAACACAGGAGGAGGAGGAGGUGCAGAAGAACGCCGAAAAGGAGUGUACAGCUGAAACCAGCCAAAACGGCAGCAUCGAAGAGGAUCAAUCCUCCCAGAGUCCCGCACCGAGCUCCCCAACACAGGUGGAGGAGGAGGUGCAGAAGGAGUGUACGGCUGAAACCAGUCAAAACAGCAGCAUCGAAGAGGAUAAAUCCUCCCAGAGUCCAGCACCGAGCUCCCCAACACAGGUGGAGGAGGAGGUGCAAAAGGAGUGUACAGCUGAAACCAGCCAAAACGUGGAUAAAUCGCAGGUUGAGCCCACAGAAGCACCAAGCGGCCCAGCCGAGAGCAGUCAGGCACAGGAAGAGGUGGAGGGUCUGCUGGAUCUGCUGUCUGUGAGUGGGCCGGGGCAGCUGGAGGCUUUGGGUCUGGAGCGGCUGAAGAAAGAGCUGAUGGAACGAGGGAUGAAGUGUGGAGGAACGCUGCAGGAACGGGCUGCGCGUCUGUUCUCCGUCAAAGGACUGAGCCCAGAUCAGAUUGACCCUGCGCUCUUGGCCAAACCCACCAAGGGCAAGAAGAAAUAGCUUGCAUAUCUUAAACCACAGUGUUUUUAACCCAUUUUUGUUUGGCAUGUGUGUAGUUAUGUUUAAAGUGUUGUUUGUAAAAAUCUAACACCUAAUUUAGAAAAACCCCCAGUUUGGGACAAUAAUGAUGCUAGAUUUUUUAUUAUUUUUUUUUAUUAUAUUGACAUUACUGGUCAGAUACAGAUAACAAUUUGGAUUGAACUUUAAAGUUGAACUUUAGUCAACAAUAUAUGGCAUUUUA
This is a messenger RNA of Sinocyclocheilus rhinocerous, 2049 nucleotides long. RefSeq names its product protein SDE2 homolog. Lineage: Eukaryota; Metazoa; Chordata; Actinopteri; Cypriniformes; Cyprinidae. Bases 87 to 1808 code for a protein of 573 amino acids. Gene Ontology annotation, cellular component: nucleus. The transcript is spliced from 7 exons. The record is from RefSeq and is a predicted model, not a curated record.